Messenger RNA from Oncorhynchus kisutch (coho salmon), 2578 nucleotides. RefSeq names its product glucagon receptor. Gene Ontology annotation, molecular function: peptide hormone binding; G protein-coupled peptide receptor activity. Gene Ontology annotation, cellular component: plasma membrane. NCBI's taxonomy places the organism in Eukaryota, Metazoa, Chordata, Actinopteri, Salmoniformes, Salmonidae. The transcript is spliced from 10 exons. The record is from RefSeq and is a predicted model, not a curated record. Gene Ontology annotation, biological process: cell surface receptor signaling pathway; adenylate cyclase-modulating G protein-coupled receptor signaling pathway. The coding region runs from base 18 to 1169 and encodes 383 amino acids.
GUGUGGGCACAAGCUGUAUGCGUGUUUCUGUGGAAAAAUAUUUUUGUCUGUGCACUCAAUGUGUAUGUACUGUAUGUUUGUGUGUGUGCACGCAUGUGCAUGUGUGCGUAUGUGCGCACACACUGGACAUGUCUGCGGGAUGUCCAGUGUCUCAGGGUGUGGUGCUUCGGCGGUGUGGCUCUGAUGGCCACUGGGUGGAGGAGGAGGACGGGGAAGUCUGGAGGGACAUGUCUCAGUGUGAAGAGGAACAGGAAAUCACAUCUCAGGAGCUGUGGUUCAAGCAGUUGAUGGUGAGCUUCAGGAUGCUUUACACGGUUGGCUACACCCUGUCCCUCUUCACCCUGGUCUCAGCGCUCAUCAUUCUACUGAGUAUCAGGAAGCUUCACUGCACCCGCAACUACAUCCACGCAAACCUGUUUGUGUCUUUCAUCCUGCGAGCCGUGUCGGUGAUUGUCAAGGACACCAUGCUGGAGCGUCACUGGGGCCGGGAGAUCAUGAGACAGGCCGACCUGGGAGAAAUGCUGAGUCACGAGGCUGCCAUUGGCUGCAGGAUGGCCCAGGUGGUGAUGCAGUAUUGUGUUCUAGCCAAUCACUACUGGUUCUUUGGAGAGGCCAUCUACCUGUAUUCGGUGCUCAUCGCCUCCGUAUUAAUUGAGAACAACAAGUACUUGCCUUAUAUCUGCCUCGGCUGGGGAACCCCUCUUUUAUUUGUCCUUCCUUGGAUGUUGGCCAAGCUAUUGAGAGAAAACAAAGAAUGCUGGGCUGUCAAUGAAAAUAUGAGCUACUGGUGGAUAAUACGGUUCCCCAUUCUGUUUGCGUCACUGAUCAACUUAUUGAUUUUCAUGAAGAUUUUGAAGGUGAUUCUAUCCAAACUACGUGCCAACAAUCAGAAUGGCUAUCCUGACUACAAGCUUCGCUUGGCCAAGGCGACCUUGACCCUCAUCCCUCUAUUUGGCAUCCAUGAGGUCAUCUUCAUCUUUGCCACUGAUGAGCAGACCACUGGCAUCCUGCGCUACAUCAAGGUCUUCUUCACGCUCUUCCUCAACUCAUUUCAGGGAUUUCUGGUGGCUGUGCUGUACUGCUACUGUAACAAAGAGGUGAAGACAGAGCUUGCGAAGAAACUGCGAAGCUGUAGGAUGGAGGUGGAGGUGGUGUGCUGUGGACAGUGACUAACCGAGACAAGAGUAGAACCAUUCUCCAUCGCCACAGUUCCAGAGAACAAUGGAGCUUCUACACCACCACCAACAGGAGUCCAGCCUGAUAGUCCUCCAUCUCCGCAGGCUCAAAGUUCAAGACAGCAUGCUCGGAACACCUCCAUGACACCAGAGUCUCUCGCUCAACUGCAUUGUCGUACCACAACGGCAACCCUGGAGAAGAGUACAGACUGCACACACCUAACUCCUAAUGAGACCACGGGGUCUAGUCCAUCUAUGCAGGUGUCAUUCCUCAUUCACUUAAACGACCCAGUUGAGUUACCUCCACAUGUUGUAAAUAUUUAUUCAGAUUAAAGGCCCAAAUGCAGCCCUUUUUAUCUAAUAUCAAAUAAUUUCUGGGUAACAAUUAAGUACCGUAGUGUAAUAGUUUGAAAUUAAAAUGUAAAACAUUUUUAAAAUGACAAAAAUAAUUGUUUCGCAAGCAAGAAGUUUCAGAGGUCUGCCUAGGAGUGGUCUGAGUGAGGGGUCUAAUUGGGGGUGCCUAAUGUGACUUGAAAACUAGCUGUUGGUAGAGAUGUUUGACACAUUUUUUGUUUUUGGUCUAUCAACUUAUACUGCCUGGGGAUGUCACCAUGCAAGACAACUCCGCCCAUGCAAAACCUGCAGAUUGUAUUUUCAACGGGCAACUAUCAGAAAGUUACACUGAUCACAUUUUUCCCACUUUUACAGUGUUAGUUUCAUCAGCUGUUGUACAAUAUGAUACAAAACAUAGGGAAAACUGAAAUUUGACUGCACUGGGCCUUUAAGUAAGAUAUUAUUUGUGUGUCACUCUGUUAAUGUACAGUAUUUUAAUGUAUUUCCAAAUGAUGAGUGGUACCGUGCCUAGUGAAAGUCUACACAUCCAACUCCCCCAUGCCUUAAAAUUACAUCUAAAAAGGGAUGAAAUAAAUACAAAUCCUGUCGAUCUACAUAACCUACUCCACAUUUUCAAAGUUAAAGUAAAUUAUGGAAAAUGUUCCACAAGAAAAAAGAACACUAAAUUGCAUUUGUGUUAACACCCCAGAGUUAAUACUUCAUGGAAGUAUUUUGGCAGCCAUUACAGCUGGGAAUCAUUUUAAAUAAGAUCUAACCGGUGUCAAAUGGCUAGCUAGAUAGUAGCAUUUCAGUCUGUGACAUCACUUGCUCUGAGGCUUUGAAGUAGUUGUUUCACUUGCUCUGCAAGGUCCGUGGCUUUUGUGUAGCGAUAGUUAACUAUGCUUCAUGGGAGGCAGUUGUUAAUGGUUUCAGAGGAUCCCUGGUAUGAGCCCAGGUUGGAGCAAGGAGAGAGACGGAAGCAAAGACUGUUACAUUUGCACAACUCUUAGGGCAACAUACACUCAGUUUACCAAACAUUAGGAACACCUUCCUAAUAUUGAGUUGCACCC